Molecule: messenger RNA, 528 nt
Organism: Linum tenue
Lineage: Eukaryota; Viridiplantae; Streptophyta; Magnoliopsida; Malpighiales; Linaceae
Source: the annotation of a GenBank genome assembly
AUGAUUGUGUGGGUUCAGCUUCCGGCUUUGAAGAUACAUUUCUAUCAUAAGGAGGUGCUGACCAUGCUGGGAAACCUUAUAGGGCGAACGAUCAAGUUAGAUUUCCACACCCUUAACCGGCAACGAGCCAAAUUUGCUCGGUUGGCGGUGGAGGUCGAUCUUUCCAAGGACCUUGUUCCAAGAAUAUGGCUUGAUGACGCCUGGCAGAAAGUGGAGUAUGAAAAUCUCCCGGUGGUUUGUUUCGAUUGCGAAAAGAUUGGGCAUACUGCGACAAGCUGCCCCCAUAGGCAACUGGCAAAUCCAACGACCACUUUGGUGAUCUCCGGCGAGACGUUGCCGGCCUUCGGGCCAUGGAUGCGGUUACUCGCAAAAGUCGACGGAAUCAACGGGAUGUGGAUAGAAAAGGAAAACAGGAGAGUGAAAGUGGGAAACCUGCUGCAGGAAACCUUGGUAAUUUGGGAAAGGUUUCUCCACCUGGGAAAGGAGCAAUUACUCUCACCAAGGAAGGUGGGGAUCUCUCGCAAUUGA